ACUCAAACAGAGGGGGAGGAAGAAGCCAAAAUGGCGCUUCAGUCUUCAAUCGAUCCAAUCCAGGUGUUGUUAAUUAACGCUGAGGCAGGGACCGGCUCGCAUGUUUGCAUGUGGCAGCAGGAACAAAGGGGAAAAUCAACAGCACAAAGUUCAGCGACCAAGUGGAGCAAGAAAGAGGAACAAGACAAGAGUGUUGGAGAGGUUGGUGGAGUUAAGAGCAGCACUUCAGGAUCGACCGCUAUAAGGAUUAUACUCAAGCACGGUGGAGGUGCUCUCAGAUGGAUUACGCCAUGAAGAUCCUCACUCUGCCGACUCCAUCUUCCCUAUCCAGUUCUGUGACAGCCAGCAUCUCAGCUGGAGCCUCGAUGACUCAGCAGCUCCUGACGGGUCGAACUCCUCGGCCAAAGCCCUUCAGGGUCUCAAAUGCCGACCGCAGCGUGAAGAAGGGCAUCAUGGCCGACACGCUAGAAGACCUGAUUAACAAAGUCAGGGACUCGUUAAGUGUACCAUGUGUCGGCGCCCUGGUGCUGGAUGAAGACGGCACAGGGGUGGACACAGAGGAGUACUUCCAGACGCUGCCUGAAAACGCUGUCCUCAUGGUGCUGGAGAAUGGAUGCAAGUGGACCCCAUCUCCGAGCAGCCCCUCCAGAGGUCAGCUGAGUGAGUGCAGGCCACAGCAGCGGACAGAUGUGGCCAAGCUGACUUUUGACCUCUACAAAAACAACCCCAAGGAUUUCAUCGGCUGCCUGAACGUGAAAGCAACCAUGUACGGUGUUUAUUCUCUGUCCUACGACCUGCGCUGUCACGCUGCCAAAAACAUGCUGAAGGAGGCUCUGCGAUGGACCAUCUUCACCAUGCAGGCUACUGGCCACAUCCUGCUGGGCUCCUCCUGCUACAUCGAGCAGCUGCUGGAGGAGGAGGAGCGAGCGGAGAAGAGGCUGGAGCUGCCGCAGGAGAGUCGGUUCAGGCAGCUGCAGAGCAUGCUGCUGGGGAAGAUAACAUACUGAUGAAUAGUGGAGCUGACAAGGUUCCACUAUGGGAUGUAGCACACAAUGUAGAUGGUCACAGUUGAAACUGGUGAUCUUUACGUUCAGUUUGCGGACAUUGCAUCUGUCUCACUGUCACUUUCUUGCUCUGUUACAUUUUUCUGCACUUUAUGUACACUGAUACUACACUUUAUUCACAGAAAGCACUUUUACUCACUGAUGUAGCUUUUUCCUAUGAUGAUGAAUAAAUUAAAGUAAAACUUAUUUUAAAGAGGA
This is a messenger RNA of Eleginops maclovinus (Patagonian blennie), 1262 nucleotides long. RefSeq names its product lipid transferase CIDEC-like. The transcript is spliced from 7 exons. The record is from RefSeq and is a predicted model, not a curated record. The coding region runs from base 279 to 1007 and encodes 242 amino acids. Gene Ontology annotation, biological process: regulation of apoptotic process; apoptotic process. NCBI's taxonomy places the organism in Eukaryota, Metazoa, Chordata, Actinopteri, Perciformes, Eleginopidae.